Molecule: messenger RNA, 1058 nt
Organism: Laetiporus sulphureus 93-53
Lineage: Eukaryota; Fungi; Basidiomycota; Agaricomycetes; Polyporales; Laetiporaceae
Product: HAD-like protein
Exons: 2
Coding region: 110-976 (288 amino acids)
Source: RefSeq, a predicted model, not a curated record
CAGAUUGCAUAUGAUACACGCUAUCAGAUCCGUGCACAAGCCCUCACAGCCAGCGCAGACGCACAUUUGAACACGAAGCCGUUCUUUUGCUUCACUUCGCAUUGCAUCUAUGGCAUCCGUGACACCGAAGCUCUCACAGUACAAGGUCUUGAUGUUCGACGUCUACGGUACCCUCGUGGAUUGGGAGACCGGCAUAAUGACUGCCUUGCAGCCGAUCGUCGCAGGGACCUCCCUCGAGUCGAAGUCUGAAGCCCUACGUGCGUUCGAGAAUGUCGAGACUGAUCUGCAAGCGCGCUAUCCGAGCAUGCGGUAUAGCGAACUGCUCGCGCACACACACGCAGAGCUGGAUGCCAGACUGCGCGGCCAGGGGACCGUGCCUGAGCCCGGCAGCGAGGGUGGGAGCACGCAGACAGCGGUGCAGGCGGGCACGAAGGAAGUGGGCAGUACGGAGGUGGGGACGUCUGCAUCUGCGCAGAAUACAGAGGAGACGGACGGACACGUGGCGUUUGGAAAGAGCAUCGCGAACUGGCCGGUGUUCCCGGAUACGAUACCCGCGCUCGAGUACCUCAGCAAACACUUCAGGCUCACCGUGCUCUCGAACGUCGACCGCGCCUCUUUCGCGGCGACCCAGCGCGCACUCGAAGGUCCGCCGGACGGGCGGCGCUUCGCGUUUUCCGCAGUAUACACCGCGGAGGACGCCGAGUUCUACAAGCCUGACCCGCGUGCGCGGCAGUACGCCUUGCGGCGCGUCGAGGAGGAGUUGAGCGUCAAGAGCGACGAGGUGAUGGUGGUCGCGAACAGCGUGUUCCAUGAUGUUAUGCCGGCGAGGAAGAUGGGGCUUGGGACGGCGUGGAUUGAGAGGAAGGGGUCGGUCAUUGGGCAUGAUCAGGAGGAGGGAGCGAAGGCGACGUUCAGGUUUAGCACGCUUGGGGAGAUGGCGGAGGCGUUGAAGCGAGAGGUGGGCGAGUCAUCGUAAAGAGUACACCGUCGCUGCAAAGUAUCCAGCAUUGUGUAAAGUUCGUUGCUCUCGAUGUUCUGUGCACCAAAGCCCAAAAAAA